Messenger RNA from Megalops cyprinoides (Indo-Pacific tarpon), 1608 nucleotides. Its product is annotated as cytochrome P450 4V2-like. The coding region runs from base 30 to 1565 and encodes 511 amino acids. Gene Ontology annotation, molecular function: iron ion binding; monooxygenase activity; oxidoreductase activity, acting on paired donors, with incorporation or reduction of molecular oxygen. The transcript has 11 exons. The record is from RefSeq and is a predicted model, not a curated record. Lineage: Eukaryota; Metazoa; Chordata; Actinopteri; Elopiformes; Megalopidae.
GCUGUUGUUGCUGUCAGCAUCCAACAAAGAUGGAGAUUAUGUUAAAGGUUUAUCUGCUGGGGCUCACCACUGCAACAAUUUUCCUUGCUCUUCUGACAUAUGUCACUUACCAGCUACUCAGCAGGUACAUACGAAAAUGGAAUGAAAUGAAGCCAAUUCCUGGAGUUGGUGGUGCUUACCCGAUCAUAGGCAAUGCUCUACAGUUUAAAACAAAUGCUGGAGAUUUCUUCAGUCAGAUUAUCGAAGGCACAAAUGAGUUCAGGCAUUUACCUCUGCUGAAGAUCUGGAUAGGGCCAAUACCCUUUAUUGUCCUAUUUCAUGCAGAGAACAUCGAGAUGGUGCUGAACAAUCCUAAACACAUGGACAAAGCCUAUGCCUACAAGUUCCUCAACCCUUGGCUUGGCACAGGCCUGCUGACCAGUACAGGUGACAAAUGGCGUGGGCGGCGGAAGAUGCUGACCCCAACGUUUCACUUCUCCAUACUGUCUGAGUUUCUUGAAGUGAUGAAUGAGCAGGCAGAGAUCUUAACAGAGAAACUGGAGAAGCAGGCGGGCAAAGGGCCAUUUAACUGUUUUAACUUCAUUACACUCUGUGCGCUGGAUAUCAUAUGUGAAACAGCGAUGGGCAAGAAAAUCUAUGCACAGAGUAACUCUGACUCAGAGUAUGUUCGUUGUGUUUACAAGAUGAGUGAUAUCAUAACUCGUAGACAGAGGACACCAUGGUACUGGCCUGACUUUAUCUAUUAUUUCAUUGGGGAGGGAAAAGAACAUGACAGAAGCCUGAAGAUCCUCCAUUCUUUCACUGAAAGUGUAAUCAAAGAGAAGGCAGAAUACAUGAGCAAUGCUGAAUCUGACAGUGAGCCUGAUCAAGGCACAAAAAAGAGAAGGGCCUUCCUGGACAUGCUAUUGAAAACCACAGAUGAGGAUGGAAACCAUCUGAGUCAUAAGGAUAUUCAAGAGGAGGUGGAUACCUUCAUGUUUGAGGGUCAUGACACGACAGCUGCGUCUAUGAACUGGGCCCUUCACUUACUGGGAGCUCACCCAGAGGAACAGAAGAAAGUUCAGCAGGAGCUCCAGGAUGUGUUUGGCUCGUCAGACCGGCCAAUCAACAUGGACGACCUGAGGAGGCUCCGUUACCUGGAGUGUGUCAUCAAGGAGAGCCUCCGCAUCUUCCCCGCCGUUCCCUUAUUCGCGCGCAGUAUCUGCGAGGACUGCCGCAUCAAUGGCUUCAAAGUUCCCAAAGGAGUCAACGCGAUCAUAAUACCGUAUGCGUUGCACCGUGACCCACGAUACUUCCCUGAUCCUGAGGAGUUCCGCCCACAGCGCUUCCUACCAGAAAAUUCCAUUGGAAGACAUCCCUAUGCAUUCAUUCCCUUCUCAGCGGGUCUGAGGAACUGCAUUGGUCAGCGUUUUGCUGUGAUGGAGGAGAAGGUGGUCCUGGCGUCUAUACUGCGUCGCUUCAAAGUUGAAGCCUGUCAGAAGCGAGAGGACCUGCGACCCCUCGGAGAGCUCAUCCUCCGACCAGAGAAGGGCAUCUGGAUCAAGCUGGAAAGGAGAAACCAUUAGCUACAGCUUCUAGGAAGGCCUCUGUUUUGCUUAUAUGUGCCAC